GCUCCGUACUUCUUUACGGGACCCUCCUGUUGGAAGGGAAGGGAGGACUCCAGCACCUGGAGAGUUAACCUGCUGCCAAGUAAAUAUAGCUUCGAGGUCGUUGCUUUGAGAUUCGAGACCCGGGAAAAGUCAAGCCAGAGGAUCUUGCAAACACCACGCGCAACUCAGUGCUCCACAGUCCAGCCGGCCCAGCGGGCAACACUGAACCGCACCGAACCUAGCACCACAUUCCCAUUCUCACUCCGACCAGUGGAGCAGGGCACAAUGAAGGGAGAAACUCGAAGAUAUAAUGGUGAAGAGACCAACAAAGAAGAAUUUAUUUUGGUCAAUGGCAGUGAUGAUGACACUCUCUCUCCUCCAAUCCUGGAAGCAGUGGAGAGCCUGGAGGUCAAAGGUCGUAGGGUAAGCCGACGGGGACUGUCGAAAAGGGAACUCUCUCAUAUGAUCACCUUCGAUGAGGACCUGACAGAUGACUCAGAGGUAUCAGAAAUCCCUGUGAUGCCAAAGCUAUACAGAGAAACCAAGAUUCAACCCAAAAGCUCAAAUGUCCAGUCCCAAAGUGAGGAGAGUACCACUGAGUGGGGAAGACGUAGACCUCCCCCACGCCUGGCCUCACGGGCUGAGCAGAACAAGGCCAGCAGGAAAGAAACUGAAGAUAUCAGUUCUGACUUCAAAGAGACUCCUGUGACCAGGAGCAAUAGGCGUCGGUCCACUGGCACCCUGCCCACUGGUAUCCAGUCUUCUCUGAACUCUUCUUGCCUCACCAUUGAUCUCACCGAUGACCUUGGGAGCAACACGACCACCAGGCGUAGUGCUCGAGAAAGACGUCGUCAUUCUCUGGGUUCCCCAAGUGUGCUUUUAGAGAGCCCUAAUCAGAUGGAAUACCAGGAUGGAAAAGAGUUUCACACUGGUGAACUUGUCUGGGGAAAGAUUAAAGGUUUUUCCUGGUGGCCUGCUAUUGUGGUUUCCUGGAAAUCUAACACAAAGCGCCAGGCCGUCCCUGGCAUGAGAUGGGUACAGUGGUUUGGCGAUGGCAAAUACUCUGAGGUCCCCUCAGACAAGUUAGUGAGCCUUGCAUUAUUUAGCCAACACUUUAAUUUACCUACAUUUAACAAGCUGGUAUCUUACAGAAAGGCUUUAUUCCAAGCCCUGGAGAUGGCCAAGAGCAGGGCUGGCAAGACCUUGCCAGCCAUUCCUGGUGCCCCAUGGGAUGAAAAACUCAAGCCCUUGUUAGAGUGGGCUCAUGGAGGCUUCCAGCCAAUGGGAGAAGAGGGACUCAAACCAAAAAAGAAAUCAGAGAGACAUAUCAUUCCAGAACCCAAACAGAGAAGAAGGACUCUGGAGGAAGCUGCUGUCCAAGAUAGCAUUCCUCCUCCUCCUAAACGCCUGAGAACCAGCUGCAUGAAUAACAACAAGGAGCGGGUAGAGGAAGAGCAAAGCAGAGAAAAAAUGGUUUCUGACAUCAUGAACAACAAAAGCAACCCUGAUGAUAACUGCAUAGCUUGUGGAAGAAAAAACCCACUCUCCUUUCAUCCUCUCUUUGAGGGGGGCCUCUGUCAUACAUGUAAAGAUAGAUUUCUAGAGCUGUUCUAUAUGUACGAUGAUGAUGGAUAUCAAUCAUAUUGUACUGUGUGCUGUGAGGGACGGGAGCUCUUGCUAUGUAGCAAUUCAAGCUGUUGCCGGUGUUUUUGUGUCGAAUGCCUGGAUGUGCUGGUUGGGGCAGGGACAUCAGCCAGUGCCAAAGCACAAGAGCCCUGGAGUUGUUACAUGUGCCAGCCUCAGCGGUGCUAUGGGGUCUUACAGCGUCGGAAGGACUGGAACAUUCGCCUUCAGGAAUUUUUCACCAAUGACAAAGCUCAGGAAUAUGCAGUUCCAAAACUGUAUCCAGCAGUACCUGCAUCAAGGAGACGACCAAUCAGGGUUCUGUCCCUUUUUGAUGGUAUAGCUACAGGCUACUUAGUGCUAAAAGAUUUGGGUAUCAAGGUAGACAAGUACAUUGCUUCAGAGAUCUGUGAAGAUUCCAUUGCUGUUGGGACAGUCAAGCAUGGAGGGAUCAUCAAAUACGUUCAUGAUGUCAGGAACAUCACAAAGCGUCAGAUUGAUGAAUGGGGACCUUUCGAUUUGCUUAUUGGUGGAAGUCCAUGCAAUGAUCUUUCAAAUGUGAAUCCUGCCAGAAAGGGCCUGUAUGAAGGCACGGGAAGGCUCUUCUUUGAAUUCUACCAUUUACUCAAUUACACUCGCCCCAAAGAGGGAGAUGAGCGCCCUUUCUUCUGGAUGUUUGAGAAUGUUGUGGCCAUGAGAGUCAAUGACAAAAGGGACAUCUCAAGGUUUUUGGAGUGUAACCCAGUAAUGAUUGAUGCCAUCAAAGUCUCAGCUGCACACCGGGCCCGCUAUUACUGGGGUAACCUGCCUGGGAUGAACAGGCCGGUGAUAGCAUCAAAGACCGAUAAACUCGAGCUUCAGGACUGCCUGGAGUACAAUAGGAUAGCGAAGUUAAAGAAAGUACAGACAAUAACAACUAAGUCGAACUCGAUCAAACAGGGGAAAAAUCAGCAAUUCCCUGUUAUCAUGAAUGGCAAAGAAGAUAUAUUAUGGUGCACAGAGCUAGAAAGAAUUUUUGGCUUUCCUGUCCAUUACACCGACGUGUCAAACAUGGGUCGAGGUGCUCGCCAGAAGUUGCUGGGCAGAUCCUGGAGCGUCCCUGUUAUCCGGCAUCUUUUUGCCCCACUGAAGGACUACUUUGCUUGUGAAUAACACAUGGGCUGGAGCUGACAGGUGGAAGGGGAUUUUGGCCAUUGGAGGAGGGUAACACUGGGGAAGAACCAUGACCAGGGAUGGCAGAACUUGUGGGUUCUUCUCCCCCUCUCAACUUCCCCUCCCAAGUUCUAGUCUCUGCUAUUCUUCGAUUUUGUUGCUGUGAUGAAUAAGGUCAGAAUAAGACCUAAACCAUCAGUCAUUACAUGUACCUCAGACUUUUCCCUAUUUUCUCAGUGGGACUCUUGUUUUUGAGGCACACUUCUUCAGAAGACCUGUGCAAACUAUUUCUCUGAAGCCUACAGACAAGUCCUACCACUUGAUUGUGGCCACUGGGAGGGGCAAGAUUGGUGCUUCUUUUUUUUUUUUUAAACUACACUUGAAAUAGAGAUUUUUAGUGUUUGUUUUUGUUUUUUCUCCCCUCACAAAAUGAUGGCUAAAGUUUGUAGAAAUAAGGUAUCAAACUUUGUUAGGUCAUAUUCUGAAGCAAUGAGACAGCACAAGUGUCGAGAUUGUCAUAAAAAAUUUUUUUUGGUUUAUUGCUCCUUGUUCAGUGAAAUACAAUCCUGAUGGGAAAGAUACAAAUGUAGCUGAAUGAAACUACUGACAGACUUACUUAUAUACAGAUGUAACUGAAAGAAACUGAGCAGCAUAUGAUGGUUUUUCUAGUCAUUAGUAACAAUAGUUUGUAUGUUCUCCUUUAGUCCAAUAUUUUCUACUUCAUUAAAAUAAAAAAAGAAAAAGAAUAAAAACUCCCUCACUCUAAAAAUUAAAAUAAAAAUCAAGAACAAAUGAUUUUGGAAAGCUUGGGUGUGCAAGUCAAUGCCCGUGUAACACCUCCAGGCAUUUUGGAAGGUGAUGAAUCCAGCAGGGCUGGUUUCAACACAUUUCCAGUGCAUUUAAGAAAAAUCGUUGACACAAACUAAACUCAAAUUAUUUAUUGUCCUGCUACUACUUGCAAGAUAGCCUAAAGGGGGAAGAUAGUGGGGCUGGAAUACUAAAUAGACACAUUCAUUCUUUGUCAGGAUUUUGGGUACCUUUUCUCCCCUGAGAUAUUGCAGUCAAAGGCCCAAGACUGAACAGGCAGCUAAAUGAAUAUGUGCCUUGAAGUGUGUGUUAUGGCUGUCUAGGCUACUAACCUCUCCAUCACUUCAGCUCUCACCAUUCCUUCUCCCAAAAUGUGGUGGAGGAAGAAAAAGUCCUUAUCUUCUCCUUACUCAGGUGGCACUUUGCUUAGUAACUGCUAGGUGCAUUGUUUGUGGUUUCAGAGGUUGAUUGCAUGAUAAUCCCACGCUUUUGUAUUGCAUCACCUUCCUCUGGACAGUGGUCAUGUUUAGGGUUCAAAUGCACAUUUUUUGUUUUUGUUUUUCAUCUAAAAGAUGGAAAGUCUAUAAUAACCCUGAGGCUUCCUCCAGAAAAUUUUUAUCUGCUGUGACACCUGUCUUUUAAUUCCGUGUAGGAACAUUUUUAAGGGGAGGAAGCAAUUGGGGAAGCAGCAUUUCAGAAAUGCUAUUGUAAUGGUUUUAAGGCCUUUUACUGGUGCUAUUUUGUAGAAUAAGGACAUUACUGUUGACAGUUUUUCUAUCCUUUUUUUAUGUUUGUGUUUCAUAAUUUUUUUGUAACAGUAGCCAAAUAACAAAUGAAAAACUGCCUUGUUUAAAGUUUUCCCAGUUUUUAGAAUGGAAAUUGAUGAAUGCCUAGA
Phascolarctos cinereus (koala) is the source of this 4456-nucleotide messenger RNA. It is a transcript of the gene DNMT3B, whose product is annotated as DNA methyltransferase 3 beta. Gene Ontology annotation, molecular function: DNA (cytosine-5-)-methyltransferase activity, acting on CpG substrates; DNA binding. Gene Ontology annotation, biological process: negative regulation of transcription by RNA polymerase II. Lineage: Eukaryota; Metazoa; Chordata; Mammalia; Diprotodontia; Phascolarctidae. The record is from RefSeq and is a predicted model, not a curated record. Gene Ontology annotation, cellular component: nucleus.